AUGACAAAAGCAGAGGAAUGCGAAUAUGUUGGAGCAUUCUCUGAGACUGAAUUAUUUUCGGAGAAGAGAAGACUGGAAAACAUCAUAGACAAUUGUGAUGCCACAUCUGGCUGUGUUUACGAUUGUUACACUGAUACAGCAGACUGUUAUGACACAGCGGACUAUACUUGCAUGUGUUAUGAGUGCUUUCCGGGCCUUGAUGAGGCCGGCGCUUGCCCAGCUAAGAUAUUGCAUGAUGCUAGACGGAAGCUUUUAUUAUUGUCAACACCUGCUUCCAUGAAACAUGUCUUCUCCAGCCCGAGCCUUGCCGCAUCGAAUGACUUUCUCAAGAACGAGCACCUAGUAUACAGCCACCGGGAGAUCUUAAGUUGUUUCAACACUUGGCACAUUUCACACCGCCCAAGCCUGAUAGAACUCCAAUUCACAGGUAUCUUCAUCAAGGAGGGUUGGACACUAGAUAUGCAUCUGGCAUUUUUGCUUUUAGUAGCAACAUCCUUAUUGGUUGUCAUAGCUGCUCAGUUCGUUUUCGGUUGGGAUACGGCAUGGACCGUAGGCGGCUUCUUCGUCGCUUUGCUUUCUCUUUGGAUGUUAGCAACUUCUAUAGUUGACUGA
Penicillium brevicompactum is the source of this 612-nucleotide messenger RNA. RefSeq lists its product as uncharacterized. Lineage: Eukaryota; Fungi; Ascomycota; Eurotiomycetes; Eurotiales; Aspergillaceae. The transcript has 2 exons. The record is from RefSeq and is a predicted model, not a curated record. The coding region runs from base 1 to 612 and encodes 203 amino acids.